UGAAAGAGAGAGGAGCUGAUAGUAAUGGCUUUAUAUAAGAGAUAGUAAUCCGUCUUUAUUCUCCUCUCCCUUUAGAUUUACGCAAUGACAUAAUCCAAGCCUGUCAAUCAGACGGAGGCUUGUCCGCUGUGUGUGUAAUAGAAAGUACCAUGCUGGAAUUAAAAUGACAGUUCUACUGGGAUUUUUUCCAUCUGUUUGUAUAUUGUGCAUGAAUGUGACAGAGUGAGAGAGAGAGAGACAAAACAGCCAAUACUCUAAGCCAUAUAGAACCAUUGUCACGGGAGGUAUAUAGUUCUUUUCUGAUAUGAUGAACAGCGUAGCCGGAAAUAAUCUGUAAUCCCACAGUUUUCCCCCUUUUUAAUAAUCAGAUGUCACAGCCCCCGUUUAUCCAUCAGGCUCAACAGUUGGCUUCAAAGUUGCAGUUCUUUCCUGAAACAGGAAGGUGGAUGAGAUGUCAAGGAAAGUGAAUGGGACCUCAAGAAGAUUUGGAUUAUUUGUACAUGAUUGUGUGUUAAAGUGUAAAUGUUAGGCGCUCCUGUGCAUGUGGUGUUCAACUGAACAUUCUGGCUGUUCAACGGAAUGCAUCUGCUGCUGUUCAUUUUAUUCUGCCUCAGUCUCUGUUCUUCUGUGCUGAGUGCAGCUGUAACACCUCCAUGUAGUUCUGUAUACAGGGGUUUUGCUGAAUGUCUGGUCACUUUGGGUGACAGUGUGAGCUCCAAGACUGAUAACCCACAAGACAUCAACUCCAUAUGCAAGUCAUGGGAUGCUUUCCAGGUGUGUGUGAGUGGUGUCUUGUCAGGCUGCCGAGGUGAUGCAGCGGAAAUUUGGGAAUCUUUGAGAGCAGAAUCCCGGAAAACAGCAUUUGCUGGUAACCUCUACGACAUGUGUGCCAGUCGUACUGAAGCAGCGACUGCAAGCACACCUCUGGUUCCCAAUGCUGAUCAAAGCAACCAGGAAACACUCAAAGGACUUGCUCAUUCUGUCAGUAAAGAGCUGCUCCUCAUAUGCUUCUCACUUCUCCUGCUGCUUUGGAUGUAACCUCUCGAUUUAACAUAGCUGAACUGAUGCCAAUGACAGUGCUACAGACACAUACAUGUAUCUGCAUAGACUCUUUUACCUUGGUAUGUUUUAUUUAAUUUCAUGUGUAAUGUAAUAUGCAUGCUCUUUGAUAAGAUAUUCAAGACACUUAUGUUUUUGCUUGUUUAACAAUUAUGAUGAAAGGUUUCUAUAAAAAUCAGCCAUGUUCUGUGCUCAAAUCUAAUGGUUCAAUACAGGAUUUAAUAUCUGUUUGUGUCAAAGAUCGUAAUUAUAUAAUUAUAUUAAUAACUGAUAUAUUCUUAUACUAACAUAUGAUAUAUAUAAAUUAUAUACAAGAGUCUUGAAGUAUCUGCAAAAUGCAUUUUUAAUAUCUGCAAUAAAAUA
Puntigrus tetrazona (Sumatra barb) is the source of this 1422-nucleotide messenger RNA. RefSeq names its product neuritin 1-like b (gene nrn1lb). The record is from RefSeq and is a predicted model, not a curated record. Lineage: Eukaryota; Metazoa; Chordata; Actinopteri; Cypriniformes; Cyprinidae. Gene Ontology annotation, cellular component: plasma membrane. Bases 580 to 1038 code for a protein of 152 amino acids. The transcript is spliced from 3 exons. Gene Ontology annotation, biological process: neuron projection extension; nervous system development.